This is a messenger RNA of Aureobasidium vineae, 624 nucleotides long. The record is from the annotation of a GenBank genome assembly. NCBI's taxonomy places the organism in Eukaryota, Fungi, Ascomycota, Dothideomycetes, Dothideales, Saccotheciaceae.
AUGUCUUUUACCACUAUGUCUUUCGGUGCUCUUAUUUCGGUUGGCCUCCAUUCAGGAGAAGUACAGACUUCAAUCUUCCAUAGAGACCUUGUGCUGACGCUUGGACAGAAGUUCAGAAUGUAUUCCACGCCCAUGUCUGCCAUGACUGCUCGAUACUCUGUGACGCUUCCGUACACGCCUCACCAAGCCCCUGAGCUCGAUGAAGGUUCAACCGUCAGUGGUUUCGAAUUGGAGGCUCCUGGACCACACGGCCAAUCUCCUUCUUCUCCAACACAAAACACACCCUCGUCCAGUGGAGCAUCUCAAUGUAGCAAUUUCAAUGACGGACAACUCUCUUCCACUGAGACCCAGCGCUAUCUGAAAGCAAUGGAGAGCCGUAUUGAACAAUUGAUGGCGGAGAACGAGAUCCUUGCUGGAGGUUUGAGAACCACUGAGAAGAAGAGAAUGCAGAAGAAGCAGAGAAAAAGACAGGAGAAGAAGGUAAAGAUGCAAACGGAUACCUUCAGAGAGCCGCUGAGAGCUACAACAGCUGUUCUUACUCCUAUGCCCAAGCGUUCGCCUGCAAGGUUCGUGUUGAUGGCUGUCGAGGCGUUCUUCCUGAGGGAGAGAGUGGUUGUGUCUUGA